UCAUCGGUUACUACAUACUUACGCCUUUUACUUCCGGAUCCUUCCACCGUCUUCCUUUUAUCUCCCACCGCUUCUUCAUCUCGACCCUUCCAGCCUCUGUGAGGGUUUCUCUGCAAGAAACCCAAUUUCAAGUUGCAAUCUUCAACCACUCCACAAAGGAGUGAUUCUCCUUCAAAUCCCAUCUCAAGAAGUUGUUUCUAGCACUCCCAAAUCAAAACCCCAAACUAUACAAAAAAAUGCCUUCAUCAGAGAUCGAAAUUUUAUCAGUCUUUCACGUCUUUAGCGCUCCUGCUUAUGGCGAUCUGCUGAAAUUGCGAAAAUUCGUCGAAGAUGAUGUUGUUUCUCUCUCUCAACCUGAUGCAAAUGGCUAUUACCCCCUUCAAUGGGCGUCCGUCAAUAACUUCCCCGAUGUUGCUCAGUACAUUAUCGAGGUACUGAGGUACACUUCACUCUAUGGGAAAUACUCUUCAACAUUAAGGGCAAAUCUGUCCAACAAAUACUCUUCAAACAUUGGUUUUACACUGCAAGAAUGUAGGAAAUGAAGCCUUUCAGAAUGCUGUUUGUUUCUGCAAUCAUGCUGUUGCAAACCAAUAUUUGGGUGAAGUCAUUGACGCAAUUGGAGAUUGGAGUAUAGCUAUAGCUUUUGACACAAGUUACCCAAAAGUAAAAAUUCAUUCGUUCUUGGAAUUUCGGUUACCGACACAGAACCAAAAGCAAUAUUGUACAUACCGUGCAUCCAACAAAACUGAAAGCUGCAACUUGAUAUUUUUUUUUAGCAUUUUCCAUCCGUUUUGCCUCCAAACUUCCGUCAAAUUAUAUGCUGAAAGGAUGGGGGUCUGACUGCGACAAGCAAAGCGGCUCAGCAGCCCCGGCCAGAACCAUUAGACCCCGACUUACAAUGGAUUAUCGAAGGUGUUUUGAUGUCGAUUUCAUCAAAAGGUGGUCUGAUGCCGACGAUUUUAAAAUCGAUUUCAUUCUUAGUGAGUUUUGCUAUUCGAGAACACCACCGUUAUAUCCCCAAAGGGAUUACACAGGGCUACAGUUCCUUGCUGUGGAUGAGAUUUCUCUAAUCUCUUCAGACAUGGCGAUCUGUGCAGCUGUCAAAGGAGAAACAAGGAACACAGCUGUCAAAAGAGAAACAACCAACAUCCACCUCUAA
This is a messenger RNA of Lactuca virosa, 1159 nucleotides long. NCBI's taxonomy places the organism in Eukaryota, Viridiplantae, Streptophyta, Magnoliopsida, Asterales, Asteraceae. The record is from the annotation of a GenBank genome assembly.